Messenger RNA from Mesocricetus auratus (golden hamster), 784 nucleotides. Its product is annotated as WAP four-disulfide core domain protein 18-like. The transcript has 3 exons. Gene Ontology annotation, cellular component: extracellular region. The record is from RefSeq and is a predicted model, not a curated record. Bases 341 to 610 code for a protein of 89 amino acids. NCBI's taxonomy places the organism in Eukaryota, Metazoa, Chordata, Mammalia, Rodentia, Cricetidae. Gene Ontology annotation, molecular function: peptidase inhibitor activity.
AUCCUUCUCUGCUGGAGUUCUCACUCUGACAUGCUGAAGGACACAGGAACAACUAUUUCCUUGGCUCAUAACUAGUACAAGGGACAAGUAGUGUAGUAAGGAAGAACACAGUACAAAUCUGUGUUCUUGACUUUUGUCUGGUUAUUUGCAUCUAGCAAACAAUAAUUAUCCAGAAGCCAAAUGUGAAAUACAAAAAGGAGUCAGCUAUCUGCAAGAACUUUAUGGAGAGCUAUUUAUUGUUUUCAUAGACUUCCCCAUUGACUGUCUCAAAUCACAUCCAGGAUUCUGGAAACUGGGAGGCUAUAAAUUGAUUCCUGCAUUCAGCCCAGCCAGAGCCAACAUGAAGACAGCCACAGUCUUGGUUCUGGUGACUUUGAUUGCCAUAGGGAAGGACUCAGUGAGUGCUCUGAGAUUUGCUCCAGGAGGAUCACAAAAACCCGGAGCCUGUCCCAAGAAUCCCACAAAAUGUACUGUACCUAUUCUUAUACAGUGCUCAGAAGAUAAAUGGUGCCCCAUGGAACAGAAGUGCUGUAAGCUUGGAUGUUCCCGUAAAUGCACGUCUCCUGUCUUUGAGACAACUGACAACCCUUUGGUUUAUGGAUCCAACUAAUAUCAGGAUGACUGAUUGCCGUCUCAGAAGAUUUCUUCUGAAUCCACGGAGCCCAUGACUGAUUCUUUCUAGUCCUAGAACUAUAUCCUUAGAAGAUGAAAACCUAUCAUGUGGUGACUGCUUCCUAGUGUCUUUGUGUCAGAAAUAAAUGAUUCUUACCAUUGUCUUGCUGAA